Molecule: messenger RNA, 816 nt
Organism: Hyaena hyaena (striped hyena)
Lineage: Eukaryota; Metazoa; Chordata; Mammalia; Carnivora; Hyaenidae
Product: immunoglobulin lambda-like polypeptide 1
Exons: 5
Coding region: 1-654 (217 amino acids)
Biological process (GO): peptide antigen assembly with MHC class II protein complex; immunoglobulin production involved in immunoglobulin-mediated immune response; positive regulation of T cell activation
Cellular component (GO): MHC class II protein complex
Molecular function (GO): MHC class II protein complex binding
Source: RefSeq, a predicted model, not a curated record
AUGGCCCACUGUCCCCAGAGCAACAUCAUUGAGCAGAGCCCCAGCAGGAAGGAGCCUAAGUCCCACAAGUCAGAUCCUGAUGUUAUCCUCGUCUUGCAGAGGAAGAUAGAGGUCCAGAGAGGGCGCUGGCACCGCUUCACCAAGUCGCCGCUGCCGCUUCAGCAGGCCUCUGUUGCUCGCGCCGCUGCUCCUUCACCAGGUCGCUGGGGCCGCAGGUUCAGGGGGUGGCUGUCGCGCGCGGCCCGGACCACCUCCCAGGAGUUGCUGCCGGUUCACCCGCCACUGCCACCAUGGAUGUAUAUCUUUGGUGGUGGGACCCACUUAACCAUCUUAGAUCAGCCCAAGUCCGUGCCUUCAGUCACACUCUUCCCACCCUCCCCUGAGGAGCUUAAUGCCAACGAGGCAACCCUGGUGUGCCUCAUCCGUGACUUCUACCCCAGCGGCUUUACAGUAGCCUGGAACGCAGAUGGCACCCCUAUCACACAGGACGUGGAGACCACCAAGCCCUCCAAACAGAGCAACAGCAAGUACGCAGCCAGCAGCUACCUGAGCCUGUCACCUGACCAGUGGAAAUCUCGCAGCAGAUUCACCUGCCGGGUAACAUAUGAGAGGAGCACUGUGGAGAAGAAUGUGGUCCUUGCAGAGUGCUCUUAGGUCCCUGAGACUGUCAGGGAUGGGGGCCUUCCUCAUCCAGACACCACUUCCCCAGCUUACCAUGUAAUUUUCAGAACCAACCCCUGGAUCAGUUCAGACCAGGCAGGUCACACACCCUCCCUGUUUCUACUUGUGCUCAAUAAAAUCUUAUCAUUUAUUAUU